CACCAGCAGCAGCUUCGCCAUGGCCAAGGAAGGAGCCGAGAAAGCCGAGGAGACGGAGCAGAUGAUCGAGAAGGAGGCGGCCGAAGGCGUCGGCGGCGGAGGGGACGGCGGCAACGCCGGCGGCGGCAACAACAGCGGGGUCGGCGGCGUCCAGAAAGCCGGGGAUGCCAAAGAGAUGCGAGCCGUGGUGCUCUCCGCUUUCGGGGGCCUCAAUAAGCUCCGGGUGUCUAAAAAAGUGAUGCCGGAGCCUCAGGAAGGAGAGCUGAAGAUCCGCGUGAAAGCCUGUGGCUUAAAUUUUAUUGAUCUGAUGGUUCGCCAGGGGAACAUUGAUAAUCCACCUAAAACACCACUUAUACCUGGAUUUGAAUGCUCUGGAAUUGUAGAAGCUCUGGGUGAAAACGUGAAAGGCUACGAGAUUGGAGACAGAGUCAUGGCCUUUACUAACUACAACGCCUGGGCGGAGGUGGUAUGCACACCUGUUGAAUUUGUGUACCAAAUUCCCGAUGACAUGAGCUUCUCCGAAGCAGCUGCUUUCCCUAUGAACUUUGUAACGGCGUAUAUGAUGCUCUUUGAAGUUGCCAACUUGCGGGAAGGCAUGUCAGUGCUGGUUCAUUCUGCUGGGGGCGGAGUGGGACAAGCUAUUGCUCAACUCUGCUCAACGGUUCCCAAUGUUACUGUCUUUGGAACGGCUUCUUCUUUCAAGCAUGAGGCCAUCAAAGAGUCUGUGACUUACCUGUUUGACCGAAAUAUGGAUUAUGUCCAAGAAGUUAAAAAAAUCUCUGCAGAUGGUGUAGACAUUGUCCUGGAUUGCCUUUGUGGUGAAAAUACUGGUAAAGGCCUCAGUCUACUCAAACCGCUUGGGACUUAUAUUUUAUAUGGCUCAUCGAACAUGGUUACUGGGGAAACCAAAAGUUUCUUCAGCUUUGCAAAAUCAUGGUGGCAAGUGGAGAAAGUAAACCCUAUCAAACUUUACGAAGAGAACAAAGUCAUGGCUGGAUUUUCUCUGUUGAACCUGCUUUUCAAACAGGGCCGAAGUAGCCUUGUCACUAAAGUAAUGGACAAUCUCAUAAAACUUUACAACGAGAAGAAGAUCAAACCAGUGGUUGAUUCACUGUGGGCGCUGGAAGAGGUGAAGGAAGCAAUGCAAAGAAUCCACGACAGAGGUAAUAUAGGAAAAUUAAUUCUGGAUGUGGAGAAGACACCUACUCCUUUGAUGGCCAACGACAGCACAGAGACCAGUGAAGCUGCUGAAGAGGAAGAAGACCACGAGGGGGACAAUGAGAACAAAGAGUGUAUACCAUUCAUUCAACAGUAGUUGGAAAAGGUGGGAAUGAGAGCUGGAAGAGUUGAUGAAGCAGAAGAAGGGAAGACAACUGGGGAAACCCAUUUUGUGCACCAGUGAACAAAUGCUCUAGUACAGUGUGUGCUGUUUUGUUUUUCCUUUUGUCUGCAGUCAGCUGAGCUAUCAGGUGUUGGUCCUUGAUGUUUUGAACUGAAGUGCCAUUCUGACUUUCCCGGUAUUAUGACAUUCCAUCCUGUGGUCUCCAGUUUGCCUGUAAGAGUCUUGUUGAAUACCUAUCAAAAGCCUUAUUGUCAUCUACAGCGAUAGGAGACACAAACAUCUUUCCAUGUUGGUUCCAGAAACAAAUUUUCGAUCCACUUUGAUAGGGUUGACAUGGGUUAGUUUUGGAGAGUGGGGGGAUGUUAGGUUCUGCGGACAGGGUAAUCCAUAUGUACAGUAAUUGCAGACGUGCAUAGCCUGGAUUCUUCUUGGCAUUUUCUUCACUUAAAACAUAAGUAUGCCCAGACCAACCCCUACCUAUUACCAACUUUAUUUAGGUAAUUUUAAAUUAAAAUUGAGAGCCAGUUUAACGUGAUAGUUAACGCAUCAGGCUAGAAACCAGGGAACUGUAAAUUGUAAUUCCGCUUUGGGAACCGAGCCAUCUGAGUAGCCUUGGGCCAGUCAUUUUUCUCUCAGCUCUAAGAACCAGGCAAUGGCAAACCACUUUUGAAAAACCUUGCCCCUCCCCCCCAAAAAAAACCCUUCAAGGACUUGUUCAGGCAGUCUCUGAGAAUUGGACACAAUUGAACAGAAGAGAAACAAGUUAAAAUUAGUGAUUUGAUAAUAUGGGGGGAUAUGGAUGAACAAAAAUCAAGCUAUUAAAAUGUAUUUACAGUCAAGGAAACAAGAAAAAUCUUUAAGGCUUGCUUUCUCUUGGGUGACACUUACCGUAUAUACUCGAGUAUAAGCCGAGUUUUUCAGCACGUUUUUUGUGCUGAAAAACGUCCCCUCGGCUUAUACUCGGGUCUAUACGGCUUAUACUCGAGUUUUUUUUUUUUUAAGCCCCUCGGCUUAUACUCGAGUAUAUACGGCUUAUACUCGAGUUUUUUUUUUUUCUUUUUUUCACAUUUUACCGGACGGCGCGGGGAAGCCCUGCCGGUGCAGUGAGAGGGCGGGGCGGGGGAGCCGCCAGCCUUCUCAGCUGAGGGAGGGAGGGUUUCCCCAACCGGUAGGUGCCUCAUUUCCCACCCUCGGCUUAUACUCGAGUCCCCAGUUUACCCCAGUUUUUGGGGUAAAAUUGGGGACCUCGGCUUAUACUCGGAUCGGCUUAUAUUCGAGUAUAUACGGUAACUUAUCUCUUUCCCCAGCCCUGUUCAGACUGAUCCACAGGCAAACUGUGUAGUCAUGUUUUGUAAUAAGUGGGAAAGUUGGUACAAAUAGACCCUCUCUGUUGAUAAACUGAUACAAAGCCUUAAACUAUCACCUAGGCCAAUAUUACAAAAUUAUAAUCAAUAACUGGGCAAUGAUAUGAAUGAACCCUGAUAAAUCCAUGUGCACAUGAAGCCCUGUCCUACUAUAAAUUUGGAGAACUGCCCAUGAUGUAUCCAUAAACAUGCAUCUUCUCCUUUAUGGGCAUAAAGAAAGAAAAUCCUCUUUUGAAUCACAAACUAAGGCUACCAUGGUAGGCAAUUAGCAAUUUUUUUUGCUCUGUAAAAUCACACCAUCUUUAUUAAACAAUCAUCUCUUUCUCAUUUCUCAAGAAAAUACCUCAUGUGUACAAUAUUGUAUGGUAUACAAAAAACCCCGAUCAUCAAGAGAUGCUAAGAUGCACUGAUUUGUGUAACUCUCAGUGUAUAAUAGUUGUUACGUUAGUAGUGGCUCAGACUCCACCAAUUAAUUAAAAUGGGUUCAUUGAAAAUAUUGCCAACAAAUUGUUGAUAGUUGGUUUGCCUAAAUUAUAUUAUUGUACAAAGAAAAUUCUUCAGAAUGACUUUAUACUUUCAUAUCCUAAACGUUUGUUUAGCAUCUUUUUUUUUUAGCAUUGUUACGCAAAACAGCACUCUUAAUAAUACUUAAAGGUAGCUCAAGAGUAAAUAUCUCCACUCAACACAUUUAAAGAAAUAUUAGUCUCUUAAUGCUUUAUCCAAAUGCUGACACUUUGUGUAAACCUCACGUUAUUCUUGUCUCAAUAUCAUUUUUCUUAUAGGAAAAAAAAGUACUGUGAUUCCAUAUCUUGUACUCACCGAGAACGUAGAUUUCCUAUGCAGUUUUAGUGUUUUCCGCUUUAUUAAUCAAAGAAAAUAUUUGUCCAAAUGUCUUGGAGAACCACUAAACUAUUACAUCUUUCCUCAGAAGAAAGAUGCAUUUGGAUUGACAUAUUAUUUUAAACAUUCCAAUUUUAUUUUUCUAAUUUUCUGAUACGUGCUUUCUGUCUGUUGAACAAUUGGGUUCUGUUAUGACCCUAAAAGAUGGAUUUUGACAAUAAGCCAUUUUACAAAGGUAAUCUUGUUGUUCCUUGAAGCUGUCGAUUAACCAAACCACAGAUGAAAACAAAUCAAAUUAAGGAUGAUUAAAAACCCAAAGAAAGAGAAGGAGUUGAGAUAUCAAGAUGUUAGAAUAAUUGAUCAUUAUUUAUACACAUCAUUUGGUCUAAGUAUAUCACUUUUCAGAGUGAUAGUAAAUAAAACAGCCACUUUAGGUGUGGUAUGCAGUCCAAUCAGACUUAAUAGGAAUUUUAUAGCCAUUGGUUUUUAGAGGGGGGACAGGCAAUUUGCCAUUCCUGCAUUAUUAUUUCCUCCCCCCCUCAAAUCUCCAGUUGUGUAUUUUUCCCAAGGUGGGGAAAACGGCUUUAAUGGUAGGAGAACAUCUAUACUAGUUUGGAAUUGCAACAGGUCUGAGCUAGAUUGGGGAACAGAUCCAUUCAAAUGAUUUGAUUUUAAAAAUCGAUCGGACUCAAUGGUUUGCAUUGACUCAUAAAACUGACCGGAGUCCAUUCGAAAGUUUGGAUCAAACAAGCGAAUUGAUUCAAUUAUCUUUUUUAAAGCCAUUUUUUGCAUCUCUACCCAAAAAAAAUAAAAAUAAAUCCAGAUCACUUCAAAAGGAUCCAAUAAGAUUAAAGCUCCUGUCCAAUGGUAUUUUUUUAAAAGUCAGUUUGUUUUCGAUACUUGAUCGAAUCUCUUUCAGGUAUAAUCUUCUUCAAUCCGAACGUCCGCACUUUAGUAAAAAUGAACAGCUUUGAUUCAAGCCCUCCUUUUGGAAUUUCACUGGCAGCAUCAUUAUAACCCCACUGUUGUUUAUACGAGCCUGCUCUAGUUAUUCACUGCCCUGCCAAUCGAUUUUAUAUCCAUCAUUAAAAUAAUAUUCGUGGUGCGUUCUAAUUCUACCACCAUCAGCCUUCUCUUAUUACCCAGGUAUCUCUAGCAGUGCAACGAUGAUUAAUAGCCACUUUCUUCAUGGAUUGGAUUCAACUCUGUUUUGAAAGACAUUUAAAUUGUAGCUGUUACCAUUCCAUUUUUGUGACUCAUACGGAAGCUUUUUUUGCGGUAAAUCGAUGUAUCUCCGCAGAAUGCCAUCUCUUCAAGAAUAUAGAACAGUGAUGACUAACCUUUUUGCCAUCGCGUGCCGGGGUGGGGGGUGUUGCACGUCUGUGUGCCCACACCCAUAAUUCUAUGCGCCCCACCCCUAUGUGACCCCCCCGCUCCCCCCGCUUCUGGCAUGUGAUGGCCUGGUAGGCCCAUUUUCUCUCUCACCUGGCUCCAGAGCCUUUCUAGGAGUCUGGGGAGGGCAAAAAUGGCCUUCCCUCACCGGAGGCUCUCUGGAGACCGAAAACAGUCUGAAAACGGACUUACAGUCCCACUGGAAGUUGGCAAACAGGCUGUUUCUGGACCCCAGAGGGCCUCCGGGGGGAUGGAGAAGGUCGUUUUCACCCUCCCCAAACUCCUAGAAAGGCUCUGGAGGCUGAUGAGAGAGAAAAACGGGCCUUCCUCACCACCACCCUGAGGCCCUCCGGAGGCAGGAAACAGCCUAUUUCCCUACUUCUGGUGGGCCCAGAAGGCCCAAAAAUCACACGCUGGAGCUGAGCUUGCAUGCCCACUGAUAUGGCUACCAGUGCUACCUGUGGCAUGCAUGCCAUAGGUUCGCCAUCAUGAAGAAAUGCAACCAGGGAUGGAAUGAAGGGACCAUGUCAAAAAAAUUGCAAAAUAAUGCCAUCUUUUAGGUGUGUUUUAAGGGCAGGAGCCAUUGCAAGCUUACCACUAUAAUCAAAUCAAACUUUAUUUUGGUCACUAACCAACAUAUAUACCAGUAUCAAAAGUUGCCUCUUCCAAGAAGAUCAGCUGAGCCUUCACUUGAGUCCUUCUUUUAGACUUUGGAGAACACAGGUGACUUUGGUAAACACCCUCUGAGUGGGCCAACCUUUUCACAUCAUUGCGGCUAUCCGCCUAUUUAUCAUCAUCUUUUAAAUUCAAUCCCCAGAGAUGCCGAGAAAUUAGAAAGUAGACCAAUGAAAACCAAGAAUUUAUCAUAAGCUCCUAACUUAAGCAGGGGCAGAUGCCUUAAAACUCCCCAUCUUUUGACAUUUUUACGAGUAAGCAUUUUGAAAGGAAACUCUUAGAAAUAAGGCAAAGCUGCAGGGUUUGUUUUUGAUGGAAGAGAUUCCUCUCCAUGCCUAAAUAACAGAAUAACAAGAGUUGGAAGGGACCUUGGAGGUCUUCCAGUCCACCCCGUCCACCCCACGCUCGUUCUGGAGCACAGGAGGGGAAACAUUACAAUGUUUUCUGCAACAUGCACGUGAUAGAAAAAAAUGCACAAAAUCCCUACAUCUCUGUGUUGUCCUCCUGGAUACAUUCUUCCUCACUAAUUUCAAACGUUUUGUAAUCUCUUAGGCCUGCCUUUUAAUCCAUUGUCCAUCAGUCUUAUAUUGCAGAAAGAAAAAGACAUUCCUAUUUUCCCUUGUGCAGGUUUGUUCUUCUUGGUCAGAAAUCUUCAAACUUGGCAGCUUUAAGACUUGUGGACUUCAACUCCCAGAAUUCUGGGCGUUGGAAGUAUGUAUUUAUUUCACCCGAUUUUCAUCUUGAGUAUUCCCAUUAGCAAAAAGGUAGAAUCAACACUGAGUGCGUAAGUAGAGAGAAAGGAAGCCAGAAAAUUAAUUGGUGUGAGAUUAGCCUUGGUUCCCCCCUCUUUGUUUUAGAGAUGUCCGUGAUGAUAGUAUUAGGAGUUCUGUGAUUCAGCUCCCAUUGUGCUUAAAAGCACAAAAUGAAGCAACGCUUUGUGAACGUAUGAAGCAAGGCUCAGUUUGCUCCUCUUCAGGUUUGAUGUUGCCUUUGGGUUGCAGACCUUUGAUAACUCGGACAAAUUGAUCUCGCGCUUCAUCCUGCAGCAUUGCAAAUAUUGAAACAAAGGGGUGAGCAUUUGUGGAUCAUUUAUUUGCUUUGUUGUGGUUAGUUGUGAAGUCAUGUCUGACCCAUCGCGACCCCAUAGACAAGGUUCCUCUAGGCCCUCCUGUCCUCUACCAUCCUCUGGAGUCCAUUUAAGCUCAUGUGGACAGCUUCAGUGUCUCCAUCCAGCCACCUCAUUCUCUGUUGUCCACUUCUUCUUUUGCCCUCAAUCUUUGCCAGCAUUAGGCUCUUCUCCAGUGAGUCCUUCCUUCUCAUUAGGUGGCCAAAGGAUUUGAGUUUCCUCUUCAGUAUCUGGCCUUCUAAAGAACAGUCAGGGUUGAACUCCUCUAGGACUGACCGGUUUGAUCGCCUUAAAGUCCAAGGGACUCGCAGGAGUCUUCUCCAGCAUCAGAGUUGAAAGGCCUCAAUUCUUUGGCGUUCAGCCUUCCUUAUGGUCCAACUUUCUUUAUUUGCUUAGAACUCUUAAUUGUGGAAAUAACUUCAGAAACACAACUGUCCUUGGAUGCAUUCUUUUGAAACGGGCCAGUGCUUAUAUUUUGUAAGCUAGAGAGAGGCUUUCACAUCAAGUGGAAUAAAAAUAGCCUAACAUUCAUGCAAACUAUCAGUGCCUGUGAUCCAUUGGAGUCAACCUUAUGUGCCAGAACUUCACUGGACCUUGGAUUUUCUUCUGGGAUUAGGUGAAAGAGUGCAAACACUUGGCUUACCUCCUCCCCAUCUGUCCACAAAGCAACUUUAUUUCCCUAAAAUUGCAGCCUGGCUCUUCAGGGAAAUUUAGAAAAGGAUCUCAUCAUUUGAAUUUCGAAAGAGAUAACUGCCCACGCCAGAAUACAUUGGGGGUACAGCAGGUUAUAAUGCCCCAUAUAGGUGAAGAAAUGUCUCUGUAGGGAGAAAGCAAUGGCAAGUAAAAGUCUCAAAAUCCAUCAUUAACAGGUCUUGCUUUCAAUGUGCAGGGAAAACUGGAUGGAGGUGGAGAACUUAGUUUUCAAUUGUGCCAACUUUGGGGUUGGGUAGACUCCUGUCUCUUAAGGCAGCAGGAGACACUGUAGAAAAGGAAUUUUAUUUAAUCAGUAUUAUUACUGGGGAACAGAGUUUGGAAUCUUGGAGCCCCAAACCUCUUGUUAUUAAUCUACUUUCAAAUUUUACUCUAAUGAAUUGAUUGCUGUCAUCAAGUAAAAGGAAAUGAGUUCCCAGUUUGGAUUAUGGAACUAUGACAGCCUCUCUUCAUCAUCCACCUGAACUAAGUAAACUGAAAUGUUUGUUUUAAUUGUUCUCUGUUGCUUUAAAGCUUUUGUUAUAUUGUGCCUACCAAGCAGAUGAUGUUUACAUAAAAAUAUAAAUAAACUAUGAAGCAUAG
Molecule: messenger RNA, 8032 nt
Organism: Ahaetulla prasina
Lineage: Eukaryota; Metazoa; Chordata; Lepidosauria; Squamata; Colubridae
Gene: VAT1L
Product: vesicle amine transport 1 like
Exons: 9
Coding region: 20-1315 (431 amino acids)
Molecular function (GO): zinc ion binding; oxidoreductase activity
Source: RefSeq, a predicted model, not a curated record